AGCGGCCAGCCGCCGAAUACAUCGCCAACGCAGUCGCCUAGCAACGACUACCGCGACGACGCACGCGCUCCGCAGAGAUGAUGGAUAACAUGCAUGUCUGUGUGUUGUGCCUGAGCAUUUACUUCUGUUUUGUGUCAUCAGUUCCAAUACAAAACAAUGAUCUCACAUUGGAACCUAGAAUUGAUGAACAAAAACAACAGCUGAUACAAAAUAAAAUAAAAAGAAGCCAGAGCAUUGUUGGUGAUCUACUAACAUCUCUGGGUAAGAAUUUUGCACCUCAAGAUCCAGAGAUGGCAAAGUUUGAAUCAGACAGCCAGUCCAAGAAAAUGUUUUCUGCAGUUCAGUCAUUCCUUAUCAAUGUACUGAAGCCUCAACCCAUAGUUGAUACCAUAACAGAAGAAGAAAAGUAUGGGAAUGACGGUGAAAAAUUUGCAAGAGUUGGCAGAACUUUGGUAGGAGGAGCAGAGACACUUACUAAUUUCUUUGCAUCUGUAGUUGAUGUGCCAAUGAAUGUGUUGAAAGGAUUCACCAGAAAGGCUUCAACUGUACUAAGUGGAAUUGGGACAAAGCUUGUAGGACUAUAAGAUUGUGUCAUAUAUCUGUUGUUGAUGCACUAAAAGUUCACAAUAUAUAUAAUUUAACCAAAGGCUGUCAUGUCACAUAUCAUAUACUGAUCAUACUGUCAUGUGAAACAUAUCUGUACAAACUGCUGUAAGAGAUACAUGCACAAACAAAUGUUAGAAUUAUGAUUCUUUUUGGGAAAAUGUUAUCAGAUGUAAAAUAUGGUCCUUCAUUUCAGUUACAAAAAAACUGAAUGAAUGUUUGUGUAAUCAAAUGACUGAAAGAGUAACUACCUGAGAAUAUUAAGUUGACGAGUCAUAUAGUACAGAGGGAAAUGGAAAGGUGGUUUCCAAGUGUAUGUCCUCUGAGACAGAAUUAUGGUUUUCAUGCUACUCAUUUGUAACUGCUGUCAUCUUCCUACUUCUUUUGCUUUGUCUAUAACUCCUCAAAAAAAUGUUCAAUUACAAAAGACUGAGAAUCAAGAGUUUGUCUUUUGUGUUUAUAUUUUAUACAUCAUGAUUCCAACAGUGAUUUAUACAGAAUUUCUAACAAGUUGCGAAUGUUGUUACU
Messenger RNA from Schistocerca serialis cubense, 1131 nucleotides. RefSeq lists its product as uncharacterized. Bases 78 to 584 code for a protein of 168 amino acids. The record is from RefSeq and is a predicted model, not a curated record. The transcript is spliced from 5 exons. Lineage: Eukaryota; Metazoa; Arthropoda; Insecta; Orthoptera; Acrididae.